AUGUCUUCUCCAUCCGAGGCUCAAUCAAAAACUGUAAAGGAUGACCACCUUUAUGCCUUUUCACCCCUGCCCCAGGAAGAUUCUGAACCCUCCCUUCCAAUAAACAUGCCUCCUGCCGAAGGUGCCUACGCUUACACUUUUUCUCCUCCAGGACUCCAGCUUGCCGAUGAAAUCUCCUCCGAGUUUUAUCCUUCACCAGCCAAUGAACCCGAGAACAUCUACGCUAAAUACGCGAAACUCGCAUUCCUUACGUUAGCCAUUUCGUACAUAAUCUUAACAUUUAGUCUUCCUCCACCUGCUGUAGUGUUCCAUCCAAACUCAUUUUCCAUAUCCAACUUCACCAUCUUCAACUCAAGACUGGCAGCCAAUUGGGAAGCAGAUUUCACAUUCGGAUGCCAAAACUGCGUCUCCAACUUGACAUCCGGGAAUGAUCGAGAAUGUAACACGAGGAUUUACUAUGAUUACAUUAAGGGUUACCUCUUUUAUAAUGAGAAUGAGGAUGAGCUUUCAACAGUUUCCAUUGAGCCUUUUAGCUUACGAGCUAAGGAACACAAAAGGGUUCAUGUGAAAUUUGGGAAUACCGGCUGGGAAGGCAACCAACCCAUUGUAGGAAAAGAAGUUGUUGAUGAAAUUGGUAAGAAAAUCGAACGUGGAAUGUUGCAUAUAAGUAUGAGGUUAGAUGUAUGGGUUACAUACAAGAAAUGGGGAUCAUUCUGGAAAAAUAAUCUUUUGGGGAUGCCGGAUUCAUAUUGUUGGAAUUUACUGGUUGGGGUGAUUCCUGAGACAGGAAUGGGGAAAUUGAUUCUUAGUAGGCCUAUGAAAUGCUAUCAAUGA
Theobroma umbraticum is the source of this 834-nucleotide messenger RNA. Lineage: Eukaryota; Viridiplantae; Streptophyta; Magnoliopsida; Malvales; Malvaceae. The record is from RefSeq and is a predicted model, not a curated record.